Hemisphaericaspora subhashii is the source of this 4821-nucleotide messenger RNA. RefSeq lists its product as uncharacterized. Gene Ontology annotation, molecular function: nucleic acid binding. The record is from RefSeq and is a predicted model, not a curated record. Lineage: Eukaryota; Fungi; Ascomycota; Pichiomycetes; Serinales; Debaryomycetaceae. Bases 1 to 4821 code for a protein of 1606 amino acids. The transcript has a single exon. Gene Ontology annotation, biological process: DNA integration.
AUGGAAGAGUACGAUCAGACCGACGAAUUUCAGGACGCCCACGAAAACAUUCAAACGCAACAACUGGACGAAGGUCCUUUAGCUACACUAAGGGGAUUGAAUCUCUUGCAGAAAAAGACAAUUUUGAGAGACCUCUUAUGGGAGAUGGGGAUUCCUAUUGAAAGCCUCAAGUCAUUUACGACCGAUAGCUUUUUAAAAUCAACCAUACCAGGUUUAGCUACAACACCAAUCAAAAGUGAGCUUGAGAUGCCCCAACCUGCCGCCUACUCCGGAGAUAUGAUGGAACCAGAAAGAACGCUGUUGGCUCAAGAGUGGAGUACAUCAGUAUUACUUUUUUUUAAGGCCACCCCAGUGGAAGAAGAAGAAUUGAAGGUUACACUUGCUGUCAGUUGGUUGAGCGGUUCCGCUCGUAUUUGGGCAUUAAGAUUACCAAACCUCCAGCUGAUGACUUUAGAAAAUUUCUUGAAGGAGUUCGAAAGGAACUUUAUGGCAGCAGCAAACUACAAUGCCUCCAUAUAUGCCCUUAGAAGUUGUUUCCAAAGAAGAGGACAGUCAGUACACACCUAUGCAAGUGAAUUUCUUAGAAACUGUGCAUCCCUUCAUGAAAGCAUUUCAGAUAGAUGUCGUGCCUCGUUCUUUAUUUCCGGUUUACGAACCGAAACCAGAUUAUUCAUGUUUGAUCGCCCGGAAGAAAAUUUAUACCAGACGAUCAACUCGGCAAUUAAUUACGAUAACCAAAGGUACCGUUACAGCCAAGUUGAUAAAGAUGAGCGUAGUGGAUAUCAAAUUCAGAAGAGUAGAAAUAGACACAAUGCUAAACAAAAUUUCCUUACAGAAGCACUUCUGGUAGCUAUAAAUGAAAUGAGAACCGUAGUGGAAACCGAAAGACCAAAAAUUGACAAAACCUUGAUUGCCCCUUGUUUGAUUGAGAAUGAACUAUUAGAAGUACUUAUCGAUAGUGGAGCUCAAAGUGAUUUCAUAGAUGUGAAUAUCGUACAAAAGUUAGAAUUAGAAAUAGUACCUGUUACAGGAUUUGUCGCCAAUACCGCAAAAAGAGGAGAAGCAGAAUCACCCAUCCGAGGAUAUGUUAAGUUAGACUUUGAAUUAUGUGGAAUGAAGUUAUCACGUUUAUUAUUCGUGGUUGAAGGUUUGAGAAGUGACAUAUAUCUAGGUUAUAACUUUGUGGCAGAGAACCAAGACUAUAUUGAUUUUAAGAGAAGAACGAUUAAUGGGUGCAUGAUUGAUUUAUUACGUGAAGAACUUACAAUUGCAAAGAGAAAGGCAGAAGAACCAAUUAGAGAGAAAGAACCAAUUAAUGAGAAAGAACCAGUUAAUGAGAAAGAACCAAUUAAUGAGAAAGAACCAAUUAAUGAGAAAGAACCAAGCGAGGAAGAACCAAGUGAGGAAGAACCAAAUGAGGAUGAACCAAUUGAAGGUGAAGAACCAACUACUGAGGAAGAACCAAUCGAAGAAGAAAAAUCAAGUGAAGAUGAAGAACCAACUGAAGAUGAAGAACCAAUUACUGACGAAGAACCAACUGAAGAAGACGAAUCAAACAAAGAACUCACAGAGAGAACAGAAAAGAAGCAGUUCAUGAACAAGAAGAUGAAACGAGACAAAACCAAGAAAUUGCAAGCAAUGGAGAAAUUGUUAGUGAAUAGCGUGAGCAUAUCCAGAGCAGCGAAGAAACCAGAAGCAGAAACCGCGUUAAUAUUAGUUAGAUUAGAAGAAUUGAAUGUGGAGACAACCGACUCAAAACAGAUACCACAGUUCGUGCAGGAUGAAUUUGGCAGUGUUGUAGCUGACGAACUUCCUCCCGGGCUUCCACCGUCGAAAAACGUUCAACACACAAUUACCUUAAUUCCAGGAAAUGCUCCACCCCAUAAAGCUCCAUAUCGUUUGUCGUAUGCCGAAAGAGCUGAGUUAGAAAAAGUUAUUUUAGAAUUAUUAGAAAAAGGUUAUAUUGUUCCGUCUGCAUCACCCUUUGGUGCUCCAGUACUUUUUGUUAAAAAGAAAGAUGGUAGUAGACGUUUGUGUGUGGAUUACAGAGCAUUAAAUGACAUCACAAUCAAGGCACGUUUUCCAAUUCCACUUAUAGAAGAACUCUUUGACUGCUUAGCUGGUGCCAAGAUCUUUUCAACGUUAGAUUUACAUUCUGGAUAUUACCAGAUACGUAUUGCAGAUGAAGAUAUACACAAAACUGCUUUUGUUACCAACCGUGGACAAUUUGCUUGGCGUGUAAUGCCAUUUGGGUUAACUAACGCUCCAGCUACAUUCCAGCAAAUGAUGAAUAGAAUAUUUCAACCAUACUUUGAUAAAUUCGUUGCUAUUUACCUCGAUGAUAUCAUUAUCUAUUCGAAGAACAGAAAGGAACAUGAAGAACACAUCCGUUUGGUACUCAAUACACUUAAAGAAAAUGGGCUUGUAGCUAAGAAGAAGAAAUGUCAUUUUUUCCAGGAAAAGGUUAACUAUCUUGGACACUAUAUCUCCGAAGAAGGAAUCACCCCAGACCCAGCAAAAGUCUCAGCUAUUAAAGAAUGGCCACGAAUUAAGACUAUCAAGCAUGCUCAAUCAUUUUUAGGGUUAGUUGGUUAUUACAGACGUUUUAUCCAAAACUUUUCGAAAUAUGCUGCUCCAAUCCAUGAUUAUAUAGCUGGACGUGUCGGGUGGACAGAAGCCCAAGAAUCUAAUUUCCAAUAUUUGAAGAAUAAGCUUACAGAAGAACCUAUUUUAAUUUUACCUGAUCCGACGAAAACAUUUGCAUUAUUCACAGAUGCAUCGAAUCAUAGUACGGGGGCAGUUUUACAACAAGUUGACGAAAAAGGGAAAUGCCUCGGAGUUGUAGCUUAUGAGAGUUAUAAGAUGAAUGAACAUGAAUUAAAGUACACUGUCAGAGAAAAAGAGUGUCUUGGAGUGGUCAAAGCACUCAAGAAAUGGCGCCAUUACCUUUUGGGUCGUCGUUUCCUCCUUUAUACAGAUCACCAAUCGCUCCAAUCACUUAAAUAUACAAAAGACACGUAUGGAAGAAUCAGUAGGUGGAUCGAUUUAAUUGACGAGUUUGAUUACGAUAUCCAGUACAUUAAAGGUGAGAAGAACGUCGUGGCUGACGCUCUUAGCAGAGUAGAGGUUAAUGCCAUGACAAUUCAAGAACUAGAUGAAACUUACCCCGACGAAAUUAAGAAAGAAUAUAGAAAAGACGAACAUUUUGCUACUAUCUAUGCCACUAUGCUUGGCGAAAUUGAACCGACACACGAAAUCAAAGACCAACUUAAACAUUAUGUGCUAGUGAAUGACUUGUUAUAUUUUGGAUUAUUACCAGCUGAACGCACAAGAUUAUGUAUUCCGGCAGGGACUGUUCGUAACCAGUUAAUGUUCCAUGCCCAUGACGCCGAUGCUUGUGCUCAUCAAGGUGCUUUAAAGAUGCAUGAAUUUUUGAGUCGCUACUAUUACUGGCCCCGAAUGCUGAAGCAAUGCAAACGUUAUACCAAUAAAUGUACCGUGUGUCAACAAUCUAAAUCCUCGACAGUAAAGACAAGUGGAACCCUCCAAUCAUUGCCAGUUCCAGACCAGCGUUGGCUGCUGAUUUCUAUCGAUUUCCUUACAGGAUUCCAAACUACAUCCACAGGGUUCAACAUGAUCAUGGUCGUGGUCGAUAGACUUACCAAACGUUCCCACUUUAUACCAACGGUUAAAACUGUUACAGCUAUCGAUGUUGCUGAAUUGUUAAUGGCACAUGUUAUUAAAUAUCACGGUGUUCCCAAAUCUAUUGUUUCCGAUCGAGAUGUUCGUUUCAACAAUGCUAUUUGGACUGCUAUCAAUAAACGGUUUAAUGUAUCUUUACAGAUGUCCACUUCCCAUAAUCCACAAACCGAUGGUCAGACCGAGAGAACCAACAGAACUCUUACACAGUUGCUUCAGGCCUUAUGCAAGGAUCAUGCUGAUGACUGGGAUAAAUACCUUCCUGUAGCCGAAUUUGCUUAUAACAACUCCUACCACUCAUCCAUUGAUUGUAGCCCAUUCUAUGCGGACCUUGGUCGUCACCCUCGUUACACAGGCAUUAUCGCACCCUUAGAUAUUACAGAAACGAAUGAUAGUGUUGUCCUUGGAGAAGACUUUGCAGAUAAACAACAACAAGUCCUUAGAAAGAUCCAAGAAGAUAUGUUUCAUGCGCAACAACAGCAAGCAGCCAUUGUAAACCGUCACCGUUCCACCACCAACUUUGAAGAAGGGGAUCUCGUCUUGUUACACCGGGACGUUUAUAGAGGGGGGGACGCGGGCCGAAAGUUCCACUACCGUUAUGUCGGCCCAUUUAAAGUAGUAAACAAAGUUAAUGACAACAGUUAUAUGCUCCUGUUGCCCCAGAAUUCCAGAAUUCAUAGAACGAUCAAUGUGCGUUAUUUGAAGAAGUUUAACCCAAGAGUAAAAGAUUAUGUUGAAGUACCACCGAUAGAGAGUAAAGAUAUUAGAGACAAUAUUUCGAAGGUUAGUAGUAUUAUUAGGAUAUACACCGAUGGCACAGCUGAAGCUACAUGGGAAGAUUGCGAUAUCGAAGACACAAUUAGAAUUAAGUUAGGCUGGUUAGAUGGAGAUCCAAACAGAAAGAAGAAACUUCUUGCAGAUUACAAAGCUACUUACGGGACUCAACCUACAUUAGAAAAUGAUCCCGUCCCUGUAUUACAGAAUGACUCUCCACCGUCCUUUCCCCAGGAAAUUCAAGACGUUAUUCAAUACAACCAAAUAGUUCGUGGUCCAACUGCAGUACCAGGAUUUAGAGGAAGAUUUAAACCCAAUUCAAACGUGAAGAGAGGAGGUUCUAGAUAG